AUGUCCCGUCGCCACAGAGCAGAAAAACGUGAAAUCAACCCCGAUCCCAAAUUCGGCGAUCUGGUGGUUUCCAAGUUCAUGAACGCCAUCAUGUUCGACGGCAAGAAGUCCGUCGCCGAGCGGAUCGUCUACGGCGCGUUCGACAACAUUGCCGAAAAGACCAGCCAGGAGCCGGUCGAGGUUUUCCACGCCGCGCUUGAGAAUGUCGCGCCUGCCGUCGAAGUGCGCUCGCGCCGUGUCGGCGGCGCCACCUAUCAGGUGCCGGUCGAUGUGCGCCCCGAGCGCCGUCAGGCGCUGGCGAUCCGCUGGAUGAUCGCGGCGGCCCGCAAGCGCAACGAAACCACCAUGGUCGAUCGCCUGUCGGGCGAACUCAUGGACGCCGCCAACAACCGCGGAACGGCCGUCAAGAAGCGUGAAGACACGCACAAGAUGGCCGAAGCCAACCGCGCCUUCUCGCACUAUCGCUGGUAA
Messenger RNA from Effrenium voratum, 471 nucleotides. The record is from the annotation of a GenBank genome assembly. NCBI's taxonomy places the organism in Eukaryota, Dinophyceae, Suessiales, Symbiodiniaceae.